CAUUAGUUUGUUUUUGCGAUAGCAGAGUUUAUAUCGGGGAGUUUAUCGCUUACAAUGAGUGGUCUGUCAAUGGACGAAUCACUGCUCGAAUCAAUCAUGCCGAGGCCGAAGGUUCUCGUUACCAGCUGCGAUAUACCGCAAGUGGGAUUGGACUUGCUGGGCGAGAAAUGUGAUCUUACCAUUUUACCAUAUGUCACACCAACACAAGACGAAGUACUUGCGGCUAUUCCUGGACACGAUGGUGUACUUGUCACCGAACACGUCAAAGUCGAUUACAAAUUUCUUAAUAACGCUAGUCGUGAACUGAAGGUCGUGUCGACAAUGUCAACUGGGUACGAUCACCUCGAUGUCCGCGACAUCAAAUUCAGGGGAAUUCAAGUUGGUUAUACGCCCGUGGGUUUCAGCGCUGCAGUUGCUGAGAUUGCGGUGAUGCUCUUGCUGAAUGCUGCCCGACGGGCACACGAGGGUCGCACUCUUCUCGAAGAGGGAAAGACCGAAAGUGGUCCCCAGUGGCUGCUUGGCCACGAACUUCGUGGUUCAACGGUUGGAAUAGUUGGUCCAGAAAAUAUUGGCCAGGAGGUGUCGAAACGUCUAGACGGUUUUGCAGUUGAACGAUUCUUGUACAGCGAGUUCAGCCGGAACCCAGAUGCUGAUGAACUGGAAGCUAACUUCGUUUCCCUUGGCUACCUUCUUAUGUAUAGUGACUUCAUCGUCAUUGAUCUACCGUUGACAAUCUACACGCGGGGAUUGUUCGACGACGAGGCUUUCAAGAGAAUGAAGAAAACCGCUGUUCUCGUGAAUGUCGGGUUUGGAGCUGUUGUUAACACGAGCUCUCUUCUGAAGGCACUCAAGGAGGGGACGAUAUUCGCGGCGGGGGUGGACGUUAUUGAUCCUGAGCCACUGCCAAAACACCACGAACUUCUGAGACUACCGAAUUUUGAGAUUGUGCCGCAUCUUGGAUCUGCCACUGUCAAGGCGAGGGAAGAAAUGUCCAUUAUUGCUGCGCAGAAUAUUUUGGACGCUCUUGAGGAUAAACCACUCGCGUAUUCCCUCUAGGGGGAUGGACGAGUGAUACUCAGGUUGUGGGCCAAAUUAGGACUUGAUUUUAUCUAAUAAAAAUAAUUUCUUGAAGGGGCACUCCUAACAAACAUGAUGAUGAUUUAAAAGUGUUAUAAUUUGAAAAUAGAACCAUAAAAAAAGAUUCUCAGUA
Molecule: messenger RNA, 1210 nt
Organism: Diachasmimorpha longicaudata
Lineage: Eukaryota; Metazoa; Arthropoda; Insecta; Hymenoptera; Braconidae
Product: glyoxylate reductase/hydroxypyruvate reductase-like
Exons: 4
Coding region: 55-1056 (333 amino acids)
Cellular component (GO): cytosol
Molecular function (GO): glyoxylate reductase (NADPH) activity; NAD binding; hydroxypyruvate reductase (NADH) activity
Source: RefSeq, a predicted model, not a curated record